Molecule: messenger RNA, 9439 nt
Organism: Prinia subflava (tawny-flanked prinia)
Lineage: Eukaryota; Metazoa; Chordata; Aves; Passeriformes; Cisticolidae
Gene: LRRFIP1
Product: LRR binding FLII interacting protein 1
Exons: 20
Coding region: 16-3975 (1319 amino acids)
Biological process (GO): regulation of transcription by RNA polymerase II
Molecular function (GO): DNA-binding transcription factor activity, RNA polymerase II-specific; RNA polymerase II cis-regulatory region sequence-specific DNA binding
Source: RefSeq, a predicted model, not a curated record
GGUGUUAUAUGGUGGAUGUACAGCCCGGAGGGCGUGCGCCGAGCUGUCGGGAUAUUCCGGGGCUGUUCACCUUCCUCGGGCACACAAAGGAGGCGAGGAGGCGCUUUCCGUGAGGAUGCCGGAGGGUUUCGGGGCAGGUGUGCUCCGUCCCCCGGCGCUCCCUCCGCGCUGCCCCGAGCGCGGCUCCCGCUCCCCGCCCGCUCCCCGCUCCGCCCCCGGGCCGCGCCGGGCGCGUCCGGGCGGGCCCCGCCGCCGCAGACAGCGGGAGCCAUGGACGCGGCUGCCGACUGCCUCAGCCCGGCUGCCCAGCAGCAGGCUGAAGCGAGACUCGCGGCGAAGCGAGCGGCGCGGGCGGAGGCGCGGGAGAUCCGGAUGAAAGAGCUGGAGAGGCAGCAGAAGGAGAUCUAUCAGGUGCAGAAGAAAUAUUAUGGGCUGGAUACUAAGUGGGGAGACAUCGAGCAAUGGAUGGAAGACAGUGAGCGUUAUUCCCGUAGAGCCCGAAGAAAUGCCUCGGCUUCGGACGAAGAUGAGCGCAUGUCAGUGGGUAGCCGUGGAAGCCUGAGGUCUCAUUUGGAAUAUGCCAGCACCUACCCAGUGGCUGGAUUAGAGAGUGAGAGGACCAAAAAGAAGAACUACUCCAAAGCAACCAAUGGUUAUGAGGAAGAUGUGUGUGGAUCAUCCCAGAGUAGAAAAUCUAGCAGGGCAUCGUACUACUGUGACCUGGGUCUCCCCAGCAACAGCUAUGCUUCCACAUCUCAACUUUCUUCCCAAAAUGGAAAUUGGCCCUCCCUGCUGUACAGCGAUGCCCUGCCAGCCAGGAGUUACAGGGCGUCUGUGUACGAGGAGAGCGUUUACAGCGGGAGCCGGCGCUAUAGUGCCCCCAGUUCCCGCGCUCCUUCCGAGUACAGCUGCUACCUUGGUUCGGGAUCUCGGGCAUCCUCCAGAGCCAGCUCUGCUCGGGCCAGUCCAGUGAUUGAGGAAAGGCCAGAAAAAGACUUUGAGAAGGGAGCACGAACUGUCUCAAGUUUAUCAGCAGCUACCUUGGCUUCCCUGGGCGGGACUUCUUCACGGAGGGGCAGUGGGGACACGUCCAUCUCAGCUGACACAGAAGCAUCCAUCAGGGAAAUCAAGGACAUCUAUGAGUUAAAGGACCAGAUUCAGGAUGUAGAAGGCAAAUACAUGCAGGGGCUGAAAGAACUGAAGGACUCUCUAGCUGAAGUUGAGGAGAAAUACAAGAAGGCUAUGGUGUCAAAUGCUCAGCUGGACAAUGAGAAAACCAACUUCAUGUACCAAGUGGACACCCUGAAGGAUGCGCUCUUGGAGCUGGAGGAGCAGCUGGCAGAAUCCAGGAGGCAGUAUGAAGAGAAAAGUAAAGAAUUUGAGAGGGAGAAGCACGCUCAUAGCAUAUUGCAGUUUCAGUUCAUGGAAAUCAAAGAGGCUUUGAAGCAGAGAGAAGAAAUGCUUGCAAAACAUGGAAUAAUCCCAGACUCUGAUAUAGCCACCAACGGGGACACCUCAGACAUUCUGGAUAACGAAGGACACUUGGAUUCUUCCCGACCUGCUCCAGGCACCACUCAGGCAUUAAAGCCAGGAGGGGAGGGGAUGCUAGGCAAAGCCAAUGAAGUGGAGAUGAAAAAUGAGAUUUUGGAGGAUGUGGGGAAAAGAGAAAUCUUGCAGAAUACUGAGCAUGAGGAACACAAAGAGGAGUCUGAGGAGGAGGAGGAAGCACAGCCAUUGCAUGCUGCUGAAAAUGCAAAGGCAGAACACAUGGUUGAAGAACGGGACGCCCCGCCAACAGUGAUGAUCCCAGAGAGUAGGUGUGCAGAGCAAGGCCAAAGCCUCACAGCACCUGUGUCAGGGAGCGCUUCCUCCAACAGUGACAGUGACACAGAUGGCUUGGGAGAGGUCACAGAGUCCAGGGGCACGGCAGUCCAGCAGCCUGAGAGUACAGAGGCUGAACGGACAAAUGAGAACUUGGAGCUGGGCUCUCCACAAGGCCACCAGAUUUUUGAGACUCCUCAGGAAAUGUUUUGUGACUCAGGUACAGAGCAGGAAGUGGGAGAAGCUGCACCCAACCAGGAAGAACAAGAGGAUCUGGUUUUAAGCAGCCAUUCCCUGAGUGAUAAUGAAAUGGCUGAAGGCUCUGACAGUACAAGUGAGAGCAGUGAGUUGGUUUCUAACCAGGCAGGGCUACCUGAGGGAGCAGUGGCAGGCUUGCUUAGGGAGGAGGGAAAUGUGGAGAGUUCCACUCCAGGGGAAGCCCAGCACUCAGAAGAAAGUGCUGAAAACAAGGCUGCAAAUGUCCUGGAGGAAAAGUUUGUUGACUGCACUGAUGGAAAAAGUGACAAAACAGCAGAUGACAGAGCUGAAGAAGAAGAUGAGGCUGGGAACACAGUUCAGGGUCUGCCUAGGGAAACUGAGUCUGUGGGUUUGCAGGGGACAGAGCCACAUGAAAGGGAUGUCCCAGCAGAGGCACUUGAAAAGGAAGGUGGAGAACAUCAGGCACCCAUCCAGCCCGCUUCUUCAGAGGACAGUCCUUCAGCACCCCCAGAGGAACCAAGUACACAGGGUAAAACUGAAGAUGAAAUGGCUACAGCUGAGAAAGAUGGACAGAAGGAAGAAUUGAUGGAAGAGCUGGAGAAGCGUUCAGGUUCUACUGAAGCAGGCGAGCAAGGUGUGGCAUCUGUGGAGACAGGAGGCUGCAUUCCCAAGGGAAUGGGAAGUGAGCUGCAGCAGGCACAGCCAGGAACAGAGGCGGAGACAGAGGUGACCACUCAGGAAACCCAUUUAGACCCGAGCCUUUUAGGUGAUGAAAUUAAGAAGUCAGGAUUGGAAACAGGGGAUGAGGCUGAGGAAGGACAGGAGAGUAGGAUGGAAUGGGCAGAAGAUUUGAAUCCAAAGGUAGAGGUUCAAACAAGUCAGUGCAGUGAAGAAAUGGCAGGUGGUCCAGAAGGAGAGAAAAACAUUCCUUUAGAGGGGGAAGUGCAGAAGGUGGUUAAACAAGCAGAAGGUGAAUGUAAAGAGGAGUCAGGUGUAGGUGUUACUGCAGCUACUGAAAACAAAGCCAGUAAAGAAACACUGAAAGAAAAUGAGCAAGAGGUGGAGCUUGCAGACCACCCUGGUGGGGAAUUUGCUUCUGAGGAAGGUGUAAGUAAUGCCCUGGCACAGAAGUCUCUGCAGAAUGACGACAUUAGUGAACAAGUUACACUGGAGGAAGAUGUAAAUAAUUCCCUGGCACAGGAACCUGUGCAGGAUGAAAACAUUGGUGUACAAGUUAAAUUGGAGGAAGGUGUAAAUAAUUCUGUGGCACAGGAACCUGUGCAGGAUGAAAACAUUGGUGUACAAGUUAACUUGGAGGAAGGUGUAAAUAAUUCUGUGGCACAGGAACCUGUGCAGGAUGAAAACAUUAGUGUACAAGUUAAAUUGGAGGAAGGUGUAAAUAAUUCCCUGGCACAGAAGCCCGUGCAGGACGACAACAUUAGUGAAGAAGUGAAAUUGGAGGAACAAGCAGAGGAGAGCCUGGAAGAUGAUGGUGAUGCAUUUGAUUUCGAUGAAGAGUCAAAUCAAAUACUAGAAUCUGAUGAAAAAUGUGAUGGAGAUGAAGCUGAUACACAAAGAGAAGAGGGUGAUGGAGCAAAUGGUGCUGCUGGAAAAACUGCCCACACGGACAAAGCUGGAGAGGGAACAGACAAAAUGGAAACCAAAGAUGCUUUGACCAAAGGUGAAGUCCUGCAGCAUAAAAAAGAUGAACCUGAAGGAACAGGGUGCUUGCAAGGGGAAGCGUCAGGGAAAACUGAUGUGGAGGAAGAUGAAAUCAAAGUAUCAGAUUCUAGUAAACUGGGAAAAUUACAGGAUGAAGAAGUUUUGGAACAGGUUUUGGAAAGUGCUUUCAUUAAGAGGGCUGAAAGCAGGGAGGAUUUGCAGGCUGGCAGAAGGAGUAAGGGUAGAUCCAGAGAUGACUGUACCAUCUCCUGAGUUCAGAAUCUCAAACCUACGUGAGUUCCAUGCCCUGUGACCAGUCCCAGGACACAAACAUGCACUUUGCACAAGACAUCAGACCUUGGAAUACCCUUAGAGCUUUGUCUUUGUAGGUAACUCAGCCUAAAGCAUGGAUAUGGUAAUGAUGCAAGUAUGGUAAUGAUGCUCUUGUGUUGUACCCAGCCACAAGAAAUCGAGACUGUCUCGGGUUGAAAGCUUAUCACCUUGUGAGGAAGCUUCACAACUUGACCAUUCAAACUAUUAUGCAAUUAAAGUACCUCUAGUGUGGAUAGCUGCUCCUGGGGAUUUCUACAGGAUUUUUUUUUAUUAUUCUAGCCUAGUUGAUCAAUAUCUUGAAUGCACAUUGGGCCUUUGUGAACUUAUGCACAUUAUGCUUACUUGUACUUCAAUCUACAGCAAGCACAUUAACUCUUCAUGAAGGAACUCAGCCAGAUCACCAGUUUCACUGAUGGUGAAACUUCUUUCAGAAUGAUUAAAGCCUAUGAACCAAUCUCUUAUUUUUUUAACAUGAAGAAAAAAGAUAUUUUCAUUCCACUUUGUGUGUAUUUCUUACAUGGUCAUAUUCCAAAAUACAGUUAGAUCACUGUGAAUCUGCUUAGUCUGAGCACUUUGGAAGAGCAAUGCACAGUUUGGAGAAAGUGCAACAUACAGGUCUUAGUUUGCUGAAAGGAAUAAAUAUAUACAUGUUUACUUCAUCCAGGCACUUUGCCACUACCACAGUAGGCCUUUUACACCAUGUCUUGCAUGGUGUUUUUAUUUUUUCCAGAGAAAGUGUCAAUACACAGUGUAAUGUGUGCUUAGGUUUGCUAUCAAGUACUGUCAGAUAUCAAUAUAUAAAAUAUCUAUUUUUCCAAGAAAAAUUUUUGUUUAAAAUUUGCUUAUUGCAUUAUAUAUUUUUUGCAAACUCUGAUUCUGAAAGAAUGUUUUUAUCUCUGAAACAAAUCUUAUCUCUUCCCUUCUGAAAAGAAGAUAACUUUGCAUGUCUUAACUCUUGCUGGAUAUCAGACCAAAGAGGACUGUUGUUUUGUGUACUAGCCCCACUGUGGCUUUUGGAAAAGCUGGGUUGCUUUGAGUUGCUGGCAUAAAUUAGGCUCUUGGACUCCCUUGCUGUAUUUCCUCUUGCAUCUCUGCUAGUGCUUGGGAAGAGAGCAUGUUUUGCAUAUAUAAAUAUUCAUUUAAAGUGUUAAGCAGUGCAUGUCCCAAGGGAAUGCAGAUCGAGGGGGGUUCGAGGGGGGGUUCGGGCUGUGGAAGGCUGAGUUUGUGUUGAUGUUACAAAGUUGUCAGAGCGCAGACAGACUGCAAAAUUGGAAGAUGUAUAUCAAAAUGUACUGCUGUAUAUAAUUUAAAUAAACAUAUUUUAUACUUUAAAAUACCUGUCCAGAGCACUGUUUCUAAACCUGCACAAGGAGUUAUUUAAACCUGUAUCAUUUCAACACCAUUUUUCUGCAGCUGUUGUUCAAUUUAUUACCUUGUGCUACGUAGCUACAAGAGCCAUCUCCCUAGGACUGGGCAGCCUCGGGGUUUGAGCACCUUGAAUAUGUGAUGGCACCUUAACUGUAGAGCUCUAACAGGUCUGUAACCCUGUAACUCCUUUCAUGUGGCUUCUCUCCAACUUACAGCAGAUCCACCGUGGUUUCUGUAAGUAUUGGCAGUUGUUCCUAAGGGUUUACUCUAGAUGCUAAUCCAAAAAGUCAUAGAUCUUAUAAGCAUUUCUUAUUAGCAUGUAGCAGUGUUUAUUUAAAGAUUUGGCUGUGCUAUACUCUCAACAGUAAUAUGUGGUUUAAUGUUGGAAGUGGGUUUUAAUUGGUAAAUAGACUUAAACAGAUCAUUAAGUGGUCUUACCGGGCUUCACCUGUACUGUGGAUGGAUCUAUCAGAGUCAAAUUAGGCAACGUGCCAUUAUAUCCCGUGUUUCUUACGAGUUCAUUUCUGAUUUUCACUAGUUUUUCCACUUCCAAAGAAAAGACAGCAUCUUUAAGAGAAUUCCUUUUUAAAGCCAUAUCACAGGAGCAGAAACACCUCCAAUCUUACCUGUCCAUGCACCAGCUUGGAUCCCACUCCCAGUGUAACUGGGAACAAGACCAUGGAGAGGCAGUGCAGCGUAGCUGUUGUGCCAGAAAUCCACCCUGGAAUGUUGAAAACGAGAAUGUGACCCAAGGAUGAAUCUUUGUCUUCCAGAAUAACCCCAAAUGCUCGCUGGGUUUUCUGGUCAUCACCUAGUGGCACAUAAAUGCUGUAGCCCAGGUCUGUGCAUAUCAGAGCUAGCCUGAAAUCCUUUCAAAAGCAGUAUCUCAAGAAACUUACUUGAUAAAAAAGGGGAAUAAAUAGUGCAAAGGUCUUGGUCAAUAUCUUCUUUGCUAUAGAGAAGAACAGUCCUCCUGUGCUCCUCAAAAGCAGUACUGCAAGCUGGUGUCUUCCAAAUCCUGUGCUGUUCCUGGCAGCACCCCUCUUCUGAGAAAGACAGGAAAGCAUUUUCUCAUCAUCCAAAAUAGAUGGACAGAUCUGGAGAAGGAGCAUUGCCCAACCUGCUUCUGACAGCUGGAUUCUUGCAGGCUGUUCUGAAUAGCUGCUUGGGGCUGGGAUUUCAUGGGAUGUCUUUCCAUCCUCCAAGACCAGUUUAUCCCUUUCAUUUACAUCAUGGUUCAUUAUUUCCUGGGCCACACAUCGUGUAAAUCACACAGGUAAAACCAGCAGCCUCCCAUCCCAUGCUCCCCUCUUAGUGGAAAGCCAUGGAGGAUGGAUGUGUGGCUGGUUUGGGAAUGUUUGGGCCACUGGGGGGGCAGCACCUGAGUAAGCAAUGCCUGGAGUCACCUGCAGUGCCGAGGCAGUGAGAUCAGAUCAGUCACUGGACUUGGGAGCUGUGGCAGCACCGUGCUCACCCUGCUGUGUCCUGCUCCCUCACAGGCCCCAUCUCCUCCUCGGCCUCUGUAAACUCUGUGGCCAUGAACUGGUGCAGUGAGUACCCUGGGAAUCACCUUCCCAAAGUGAAGUGAGGUGAAUGUCACACUCUGAUUAUUCACUGGAGCAUCUUUCUAUGUGGAGUAAGGUUAAUGACUGUUACAGAUGAGAAUUUUAAUUAGCUGCUUCCUGUCCUGAUUCAAUAGACUGUUCUUUGCUGCCUGUUCUCAAGGUCCUCAGAUUCGGUGGAAAAAUAUCUCGUAAAUGCAAAAUCAAGGUGACCCUGCAGAGUAAGUUUUCUGUGUUAAUGUGGGGGUUUAAGAUAAGUGAAACCCAAGAGGCCCUCAUCUCGACAGGCAGAAUAUGAAUGGCAAUUUAAGCAAACUAAUUUUUUCCCUGCUGCCUGCAUGUCCCAAUGGGGUGCACAGAUGUCUGUAAUGAGGGCAGAGAGAACUGAGGGUGAGAUCAAACUUGACAGUUCACCCCAAAAUGCAUCCUUUUUGCAGGAAAAGGGCUUUGGGGAACCCAGUGUCCUUCCUCACUGGAAGCUGGAAGAGGUCUCCUUUCUUCAGGCAGGCAGGUUUCACCCCACAGCAGUGGUUGUGUUAAUGAAAGUCACAACUAAAUUAUUUCCAGGAUCAAAGUGUGUUACUUGGCCCUUUUGGAGUCAAUACAUUUGGGCUAAUUUUGUAGUGGCCUAAAGGUUUCCUGCUGCACCAGUCCUCAUUCUCUUUCCAAUCCUUGGAACUCCAUUUCUUAAUCUUUGCUGGCCUGUAAAUCCCAACACAGUCUCUUGAGUCCAAGUAUCUCCAAGCUGUUUGCUGCUCUUGCUUUCUUCAUUGGCCUUUGUUUUUCUUCCAUAUCUUUCAUCUUUUGCAGAAUUUUUGUCUUAAGUUUUCUUUCCUUCCCAUAUAGAUCUGUGAAAUUGUUUUAUUGUUUUGAAGGGGUUUAUACUCAGAAAUUUUGGUUGUGGGUGAUAUUUACCAAAAAAGUGGGUUCGGGUCUUUUUUGUUUUUUCAUAUCAGUGCUCAGGUGAAACAAUGUUGGGUGUGUUACAAAUGGAUGAAAAACAAAAAGAAUAGGACUUCAGGAGGUUCAAAAUUAAUCCAUAGAUCUGCUGAACUGGGAUCUCACGCUCAGAUCUGUAUUUGGGUAUUGCAUCAGAAGCCAAGGUAAAGGUUUUAUUCCAUGCUCUGGAGUGGGACUAUAUGGGGGGGUGUAUUCCCAGGAGGGGAAUGACAUACUGUAUUAAUGUCUGCUGUACUUCCAUUGGGAAGCCAGUUUCCACCAUGACUUGAUUCAAUACAGACUCUUGAUUCCCUUUAAGUGCGUGUGCUAACAAGAAAAAAAGGAAGAACCACAAGACUUUGGCCUUUUCAGGAGUUGUCAUCAAAGAAGAAAUGGUAUUUUUAAAGCUCUUCAAAAAACUUUGAGUCUCUCUCUCUCAGCAGAAUUUACCUGGUAAAAGCCCACCAGGCUCUUAUGUGUAAUUUACCUUGCUUUCCUAAGUUUAAGAAAAGAUCUUUUCCUUGAGUGACCUUUGGAUUUUAACCAUUUGAUCAGCAGGCCAGACCUCAGCUGUGGAGUUGAGCUCUGAGCAGCCUGGGCUCUGCACUGCUGGCAAGGGAGGCCAGCUGAACAAACCUGCAGUGAGACCCAGCUGAGGUCAACAGAUCCUCUCCUAAUGGGUGCAUUUGAAUGUGAUGUUGCAGCAUGCUCCUGCCUGAGGUGUACCUGAACAAACGGAGCUUGUUAAUUAAUGAGGUCAUUUGGGUGGUAAGAAAAUGUGCUUUCUCACAUUGCAGCCCUUAAUGGGGAAGGAAAAAAAGGAAAUGAUUUGGUUGCUUACUUUGUAGUUCUUUUUCCCAGCUGUCUCAUUCUGUAGAGUGCACUUUAUUAAUGAAGGCUGCACAUACCCAUACUUCCAAGUCUAAAUGUAGGACAACAGUUGUGCAGAUUGUCCAUUUCCUCUUGAUGUUUGACCUGGAGAAUUGACUCUGCAGAGAAAACAAUGUUUUACCAGACUGCUGCGUUCAAAACACAAAUAAUUUGACGGGCCAAUGUUUUUCUGGUCAUAAUGUUGGAGCUAAAAUGUCACUGCCAUGUAAAAGAAGGGAAGAGUUAAAAAGUGCUGAGAAUGUGCUUAGCUGUGAUUAUAGGUGUUUACAGUAUUGUCAUUGUGUUAAACUGUCAAGAUGUUGUGAGAUUUUGUGUUGCAGUUGUGCUUGACCCUAGAGUUCUUGCAUGCUAACCUAACGUAGAAGAUUAGCCUCUUUGCAUGCAGCUGGCUGCUGGGACAAGCAUGUUCUGUGAGAAUGCCAUAACUGCCCUGGCUGCAGCCCCCUCCCAGCCCCGUCCGGGCCUCGUGUCCUGUGGUACGUGCCCUCACUCCCCCUUCAGUAGCCACUAACCUGAACGGGUCAGGCUCGUGCCUCAGAUGCGCUCCCCGUGCGCCGCUCGAUCAGCCAGCUCUGACCUCUGCCUUUUCUCUUCCAGACAGGCUGAAAAAGCUCAUCGAUGAACGGGAGUCCUUGCUAGACCAG